AUGGUUGAAAACAGCAUCAACAUAGUCAUUGAAACCUCUCAAUCGCGGGAGACCAUGACAUCAAUCAUCCACCGCGACGUCAAUUUCUUCUCCUACCGCGACCCAAUAGCCCGUCGUGCUGCUAUCGAGGAAGUCUUCCACGUUGGAGUUGUCUGGUUCGAUUUUGACGGUACUAUCCACCGUGGUCACGAUGGCCUGCUCGCCCGCUCGUCCCUCCUGCUCGAACAGAUGCCCGGAACUAUCCAUCACACAGAGGGAGCGCCCAGUAUAUGCCAGAACAUGGUUACGCAACGUUGGUAUGCGGUACGUGAGGGCGACCCUAAUGCCAGCAGUCAAGCGGCUCUCGUUCAGGGUUGCGAUGUGGCCGUCGUGGAGGGCAAGAAAAUCAAAGUACUCUGGUCUUGUGUCGAUCGUUUUGACGAACAGGCAUUGCCUGGAUUGGGCAAAGGACCGUCUCAGCCCAUUUUGUGA
Messenger RNA from Cyphellophora europaea CBS 101466, 471 nucleotides. RefSeq lists its product as uncharacterized. The transcript has a single exon. Lineage: Eukaryota; Fungi; Ascomycota; Eurotiomycetes; Chaetothyriales; Cyphellophoraceae. The coding region runs from base 1 to 471 and encodes 156 amino acids. The record is from RefSeq and is a predicted model, not a curated record.